UGCCCAGUACACCCGCCUACCGCCGCGUACACCAUCACACCGAUCGAACAAGUUAGACCGCCCUGUUCACACUCUCUCACACACACCCCCACGACGACAACGACUUCCCUCAACUUGCCCGAAUAGCUGCCCGGUUGAUUGCGACCCUCGACACCUCCAAGAUGCUGGCCCGACACACAGAACCGGCGCUGGCCCGACACCGACAAGGCAACAUGGCGCGCUCACGACGAACCCAGAGAGACGCGAGUACUUCGCGCUCCGACUCUUCCGCCUCGACCUCUCCAGAGCGCGGCUAUGACGACGAAGAAGACAAGGACUCCAUCAUGAUGCAGUCCAACGACUCAUUGUCAUCACUCGCGCCCUCGGUAUCGCCAGACUCAGACGACGAGGCUCGCCGGCGCGCCAUCGAAGAGCAGAACCGCAUCUCGCCCGUUUCCCGCUUACCCGCCGAGCUCAUGAUCGCCGUCUUCGCCAAACUCUCGUCCCCCGCCGACCUCAAGAACUGCAUGCUCGUAUCCAAGACAUGGGCAGGAAACAGCGUCGGCCUGCUGUGGCACCGGCCUUCCACAAACAAAUGGUCCAAUGUCAAGAGCGUUAUACAGACUGUCCAGACUGUAAACAGCUUCUUUGACUACAGCAGUUUGAUCAAGCGCCUGAACCUGGCCGCUCUCGGCAGCGAGGUCAGCGACGGCACACUGAGGCCUCUUUCAAGUUGCAAGCGUGUCGAGCGCCUGACGCUGACCAACUGCACCAAGUUGACCGACUUGAGUCUGGAGGCCAUGCUCGUCGACAACCGCUACAUACUCGCCCUGGAUGUUACCAACGUCGAGUCCAUCACCGACAGGUCCAUGCUUGCCCUGGCCAAACACGCAGUCCGUCUGCAGGGUCUAAACAUCACAAACUGCAAGAGGAUAACAGACGCUUCGCUUGAGGCUGUUGCCAAGAACUGCCGGCAUCUGAAGCGCCUAAAAUUGAAUGGAUGCUCUCAGCUCAGUGACAGGAGUAUCAUCGCCUUCGCUAGGAACUGUCGCUACAUUCUGGAGAUCGACCUUCACGAUUGCAAGAAUCUCGACGAUGCUUCCAUCACCACCCUCAUUACUGAAGGUCCCAACCUCCGUGAAUUGCGCCUGGCUCACUGCUCUAAAAUCACAGACCAGGCCUUCCUUCGCCUCCCAGCUGAGGCUACCUACGACUGCUUGCGUAUCCUAGAUCUUACCGGCUGCGACGAACUACAAGAUUCCGGCGUUCAGAAGAUAGUCUACGCAGCUCCGCGGCUUCGCAAUCUGGUCCUGGCCAAGUGUCGCAAUAUCACAGACAGAGCCGUCAUGGCCAUAACUCGUCUGGGUAAGAAUCUUCACUACAUACAUUUGGGACACUGCUCGCGUAUCACCGACGUCGGUGUCGCGCAGUUGGUCAAGCUAUGCAACCGCAUACGGUACAUUGACCUCGCAUGCUGUACCGCUCUCACCGAUGCCUCGGUCAUGCAACUGGCUGCUCUCCCAAAGCUGAAGCGCAUUGGCUUGGUCAAGUGUGCAGCCAUCACAGAUCGGAGUAUACUCGCACUAGCCAAGCCGAAGCAGAUUGGAUCUAGUGGACCCAUCGCACCUAGCGUGCUCGAGAGAGUGCAUCUUAGCUAUUGCACCAAUCUCUCCCUGGCGGGCAUACACGCGCUGCUUAACAACUGCCCCCGCCUGACGCAUCUCUCGCUUACCGGCGUCCAAGCUUUCCUCCGCGACGACCUUCUCGCCUUCUGCCGUGAAGCGCCUCCGGAAUUCAAUGAUCACCAGCGUGAGGUCUUCUGCGUCUUCAGCGGUGUCGGCGUACAACGCCUUCGCGUCUUCAUGAACACCAAUGGCCGAGACGAUGUUGAUAACGAGGAAGACCCUUUCACUCUCAACGACGGUACCAUGUACCACGAGGAUGAAGAUGGCGAUAACAUGGUUGUGGUCACAGCACAAGCGAACAUAAUGGCCAUUGACGAGGAAGACGAAUUCGGUAAUGACAGUGAGAUGGCAGGGCAAGACUAGGGAAUUGGUGACUCGGUCUAUAAAUGUUUCUGCAUCCCUAGGCAUCAGCAUCGCUGAGUAUUCAUCUUCGCAGUCUUCUCAUCAGCAUACAUAGAGGAGUUUGGGCGGCGUUGUUAGUCUUUUCGGCAUCUCUAGCGGCGCUAUAUGAUAUUAUUGUUCCUGCAGACGACGCAGAACCGGACGGCUGGUCUUGAUAGGACGCACUUUGGUGGCGAUUAUACCCUUACGCGUUUCUUUAGUAUUUUGGUAUGGCAUGGGGGUACGGGGAUAAUAUACAGAGGUACCCAAUUUUCCAAGCCAGGAGCAUCACGGAUGCAAAGGCCGUACAGCUUAUUGAAAACCAUGUUUUACUUAGUCACACUG
This is a messenger RNA of Alternaria alternata, 2390 nucleotides long. Its product is annotated as ubiquitin ligase complex F-box protein GRR1. The transcript is spliced from 2 exons. Bases 162 to 2027 code for a protein of 621 amino acids. Lineage: Eukaryota; Fungi; Ascomycota; Dothideomycetes; Pleosporales; Pleosporaceae. The record is from RefSeq and is a predicted model, not a curated record. Gene Ontology annotation, molecular function: protein binding.